AUGCUAAAAUUUUCAGUGGGAAUAAUAUGUUAUUAUAUUCUGUACUGUUUAUAUUACGUUUAUCAAAAUGUAAGAACACCUGUGUAUGAUUACACAAAAGGUGGGGAAAAGGGCACAAAAGGACAGGAAAAUGUGAAUUUAGAUCAGAAAUAUAUAUUUAAACCUUUUAAAAACUUUUUAAAAAAAAAUGAUAAAAUAGAUUACCAUUUAUACAUGUCAUGUGAAGAAAAUAUAGACUUAAACCAAUACGAGAAUGAAAAAGAAAAAUACCUCAAAAAAAAUAAAAAUUUUAUUAACGUUCAUAAAUUUACCAACAUUUCCUAUGAUUGGAAUUACAACCACGUUAAUGAACAGAAUAAAUGGUGGAGUUUCUUUACGAAAAAUAAGUACCCAUCUGUCAAUUUAACUAUUCCAAGAAGGUUAAUCAAAAUGAACAAAAACAUUUAUCUACACAUAAUAACAUAUGUGAAUGACGAAUUGUAUAGACAUGGAUCUCUCACAAGUUUAAUAACCAAGAGAAGGCGGAUGAAGAGCAAAUCUACCCAUAAUGAAAAAUACGUAUGGGAACAUGUUUUUGGUGAAGAAGAAUAUGAUAACGAUUAUGAUGAGGAGAGAAGUGAAGAUGGAGGAGAAGAUGUCGAUGAAGAUGGGGGUCAAGAUGGCGGAGAAGAUAGCGAUGAAGAUGGUGAUGAAAAUGACGAAGUCGAUAGCUACGAAAAAGAGGAAGAUGAAGAAGAUGCAGCAGAUGAAGAAAACAGGACAAAUAAGGAAAAUGAGGAAGGCCAUAACAAGUCAAGCAAACGAAAUGAAAACGAGGAUGAGGAGGAGGAGGAGGAAGAAGAAGAAGAAACAGAGGUAGACGAAGAGAAGAAUAACAAAAUAACUGAAGGGACCCAAGAGGGAAGGAAAAAAGCACAUAAAAAAAAAGUUAAAGUGAAAAAAAUAAAACGUAAGAAUUAUUACAUUCCCAAAAAAUUAAAGUUUGGUCCAAUUGUAGAAUAUAACGAUAUAAAUAUAAAUAAAAUUGGAUUUUUCUCUAACAUAUUUUUGGACAAAUCAAGGAGUGAGUAUUUACUUCCAACCUAUUUUAAUAAUCAUCUAACACCUGAAGAUGAAUACGAAUUACUUUUAAACGGAAUGGAGGAAGAGAAUGGAAAUGAGUGGUAUGAAAGAAAAAAAAAAAAAAAAAAAUUCCAUCAAAAUACUUCCAAGAGUAUAAAUAUGAACAAUAGCAAAUAUGAAAACGAAAAUGAAAUCGAAAUCGAAUAUUCCCCAAUCAGUUAUCCUCAUUUUAAUCUGUUCAAUAUAAUAAUAUUUAACAUAAAUUAUGUGAAGGACAAAUAUAAAAUUACUUCAUACGAUUUAGAUAGUGUAGUAAUACAUCUUUGUGGUAAUAUUUACACGUGUCUUAUUAUAUGUAUUCUUUGUCUCAUCCAUUUGAUAAUAGAUUUAAUAGCUCUACUGUUUGAUAUAACAAGUUGGAAUAAGCUCAAUAAUUUAUAUUCCUUUUCAACUAAUGCUAUUCAUUUAAAAUUUUUAUUUAAUUUAUUCAUAUUUUUAUAUUUAAAAAAUAAAAACAAGUGUAAAAUUAUCAUGAUCUUUUGUGCCGCCAAAAUCGCCAUAUGUCUAUGGAAGUUACUUGAUCAUUACGACGUGGAAAUUUUGGAAGAUUAUCCAUAUGUACAUAUUACAUGUAAUAGCACAAACGAUGAGACUAUCAAUGAUUGUAAUAACAAUGAAGACAAGGGUAACAAAGCAAGUGGAAAUAAGAAAUAUUCAAUUGUCGAAGAUAUUGAAAGAAAUUUUAAACUGAAAAUUGUGAAUGUAAUGAUCGGUACAGUUAUAGCCAUUUGUAUUUACAAUUUCAUGUUUAUUCAAUAUGAUUCCCUUUUUUCUUUCAUUAUUCACACAGUUGGAAUUUGUUCAUACAUUUUUAAUUUUCUUUUUAUGUGCCCACAGAUUGUCAGAAAUUAUUGCACGAAAACUGUACAACACACUCCCGUAUUUUUCUUUUUCUUCCUUUUCUUAUAUGCACUUAUGGAUGACUUAUUUGUCCUCAUUCUCCGCAUGCCUGAUGUGCACAAGUGGAAUGCUUUCGGAGAUGAUAUAAUUUUUCUUAUUUUUUUGGUGCAAUAUUGUUUGUAUAAAAAGGUGGAUUUCAAGGUAAUCCCAGCAGACAAGGCUGUUACAUCACACCAGGGUUCGAAAUCAUCUCGUGAGUCCAAAAAGAAGAAGUGA
This is a messenger RNA of Plasmodium gonderi, 2238 nucleotides long. RefSeq lists its product as hypothetical. Lineage: Eukaryota; Apicomplexa; Aconoidasida; Haemosporida; Plasmodiidae. Bases 1 to 2238 code for a protein of 745 amino acids. The transcript has a single exon. The record is from RefSeq and is a predicted model, not a curated record. Gene Ontology annotation, cellular component: membrane; endomembrane system.